Molecule: messenger RNA, 1158 nt
Organism: Puccinia graminis f. sp. tritici CRL 75-36-700-3
Lineage: Eukaryota; Fungi; Basidiomycota; Pucciniomycetes; Pucciniales; Pucciniaceae
Exons: 1
Coding region: 1-1158 (385 amino acids)
Source: RefSeq, a predicted model, not a curated record
AUGGUCUGGGUGAACGGACGUGUAGAUCGACUUGUUCAAGCUUUGAAAACCUUGAAAUCAAAAGGUAGAAAGAAAAAUCGAGGCCUCAUUCGCUCUAUUAUGUUUCUCAAGAAGAAUGAUUGCUCGAUCGAGUGGGAAGUGCGAAGCAGUGUCUGUUGGAUACUCAGAACGAAGCAGCUACCUCUGUUGCAUCAUCACGUGCAUGAACUUUUGAAGUGUCUCGAUCCAGCCAGUUUGCAUCUAGAUACUAACCAGCGGUUCCAAAAAGGUCUUGAAAUUCUCUCCGAAAUCGAUAACUGCAUGGAUCAGAUAAGCGUAUCCAUUGGCUCGGUUUGGGACUUGCCAAGACCGGUGGAUUCCCAAGAAAACGUAGAGGCCUUGACACCGUUCAGGCGCCAUCGUCUAGUGCAUAAUUCUGAAGGGAUACUAGGUCUUGUAUCCGAUGUACUUGGGCGCUUCGAAGACUUCAUUUCUCAUUUCUUUGUCUCAGACGAUUCAACAUUAAGAACUCCAAGUACCAACAAUUCCUUGGUACGUCUAGCCGUUCAAGAUAUGAAGGUCGCAAACACUCUCAUCGAAUCACUCGGGCAAUCAGAUUUCGUCGUAUUCCUCCGUCAAUGGAGCUUCACGGAAAGGAAGAGAAAUCUGGAUUGUCCCUUGACCAGUCUUAUCAUACUUCGCAACUCUUCCCAAAUCAAAGGCAAUCCUGAAAAAUCGCUCGUCAGGAAACAAAUCGAAGGCUUGGUUGCACUUCACAAAUUACAUCGAGUUCUCGUGUUGAAGAUUUGCAGAUUCCCAAACAUAAAACCUGGGUUGAUCCCGGAAACGAGCUUUCUGGAGCUAGAAGGCUUGCGAGUUACUACCAGCACACUGGAAUAUGAGUUGGAGCAGAUCAUGCAAUAUCUCGGUCACACGCGACGGCCUGAUUUUGUAAAACUUACUCUUGCGAUGGACGACUUGGAAGCCGCGUUCAAGCGGGUUAAGGGCUUGUUAAAUCAAGCCUUUGCAUCCCCAAAUUACAACUUCGACCGAGAAACUUAUCAAUAUUCUGAGCAAUGGAUUCAACUUUGGAUUUCUCAAUUCAACAUUGCGGCCAACAACUUCUUUUGGAUCUCGAAUGCUUACAUCACCGAGAAACUUUCGAGCAUUUAUUACUGA